AUGGCCAGCAAGCCUUCACGCCGCGCUCAGCUUCGCGGCGCCGCGAGCGCGUCCCCCAGUGAGGGCACCGCGGGAGCAGCGCUUCCGCCUUCGCUGUUCGCCAAGGGCCCCUUCCCCUUCCGCGCUGCCCUCCUCGCCUCCGCCGCCCCCGACUCGCUUCCGCCAGGCCCUGGCGGGGCAGCGCAGGCGGCGGGCGUCGAGACGACGGACGGCGGUCGCACUGACACGGUUCGCUGCGCCGAGGGCGCGGAGGGGAGGGGCGAGAGUGACGGCAGCGAGGGGUUGAGCGGCCAGCGGCGAGGGCUGACGUGUUGGAGUUGCGGGGAGGCGUUUGAUGCCGUGGCGGAGCAGCGCGCGCACUUCAAGAGCGACUGGCACCGCCUCAACGUCAAGCGCCGCGCCUCUGGCCGCGCAGUGCUGUCCGAGGAGGCCUUCGCGGAGCUGCUGGACGCCAGACGCGCGGGGGAGGGCGGAGGAGAGGGGGGAAGGCACAGGGGCAGGCAGGGCAGUACGGAUGCCGUGGGCGCUGCUGUGAGUGGCGGGGCGGGCGGGGCAGUAGAGGAGCAGCAGGGGGAGGGGGGAGGCGAGGAGGACGAUGACUGGUCGAGCAUUUCCGGGUCGGAGGACGAGGAAGGGGGGGACGACGCGGACGAGGGGCAGCAGCAGCAGGGGGAGGGCAGGGUGGCAGGGGCAGGGCGCGGGGCGAAGGUGCGCUCUUCCCUCCAGGUGCGCUCUUCCCCCCAGGUACCCACCUCCCCACUGUGCCCACCUCCCACCUCCACUGUUCCCUGCUGUGCCCAACUCCCCCCUUGCUCCCCUUCCUUCCCCGUCUUCCCCUGCCCGGCUACUCGCCUCUGCCGCCCUGCCCCCUCAGAGGAGGGCGCGGACCUGCUGCAGGCGCUCGUGGCGCUGGGGGAGGGGGCAGGGGGGACGGACGGGGUAGCAUUCAGAGGAGGUGGGGAGGGGAGUGCGGAGGCUGGGGAAAAGGAUGGGGGAAGGAGCACGGGGGGUGCCUUGGUGAAUUCAGCGAGGGGCAAGGCAGGCGGGGGUGCAACACAGGUGGAGGCGGGGAGAGGAGGCACGCCGGUGGUGAAGUCGGGGGUUCAGGAGAGGGACGGCGGGGGGCAAGGCGGGGAGCGCGUGUGGGUGGUGGUGCUGAGCUCGGGGGGGCACUUCGCUGCCGUGGUGGUGGACGCUGCCUCUUGGGGCGCCGUGCUCGCCCACCGCUCCUUCCACCGGUGCGUGCAGGGAGGGGGGAGGAGGAGGAAUGGAGGGGAGGGGGGAGGAAGGGGACGUGUGUGUGGCACACAUGCAUGGGUGGUGGGGUUGGACGUCACAGUGGGAGCAUGGGGGAAUGACGUGUGGGGGCACUGCGAGGGGAAGGAGGAGCCGUGUGACAUGGAGUGGUACGUGGUGCGAGCCAAGGCGGGGGGGCGGCAGGCAACGAGGGACGGAGCGGGCAGGGCGCCGCAGUCAGCGGGGGCGAGCCUGAGGCGCUACAACGAGGCGGCGCUCGUCAAGGACAUCCGAGCCCUGCUGCAGCGCUGGCAGCCCUACCUGGCUCAAGCGCAGUUCAUCUUCGUGCACGCCACCACACCUAACCGCGCUGCACUCUUCGGCACCGCGGCAGAGGCCCAAGCUAGUCGGGGCACAGCGGGGGCGGGGGCAGUGCUGCUGCAGGCGCGCGACCCGCGGGUGCGGAGAGUGCCGUUCCCCGUGCGCCGCCCCACCGUCAAGGAGGCGCUGCGCGUGGCGCACUCGCUGGCACACGUGCACGUGCUGGGUUGGGCGCAGGGGGCCGAGGGGGGCGAGGGCAGGGCGGCGGGGGUGGGGUGUGAGGAGGGGGGAGAGCUGGCUGUGGCUGGCAAGGGGGUGGUGGCAGUGAGUGGGGGGGAGAAGGGGACAGAGCGCAGCGAGGGAGAGGGUGGGGUGCAGAUGGGUGAGAGGGAGGUGGAGGAAAGGUUGCGGGGCACUGGGAGGGAGGGCGACGGGGAUGUGGAGUUGAAGGGAGAUAGGGAAGGGGAGGAGAGAGGAGAGGCGAGUGGGGCCAGUGGAGGGGAGGUGGAGGAGAAGGAGGCAGCGGGGAAAGGGUGGUCGUGA
Closterium sp. Naga37s-1 is the source of this 2100-nucleotide messenger RNA. NCBI's taxonomy places the organism in Eukaryota, Viridiplantae, Streptophyta, Zygnematophyceae, Desmidiales, Closteriaceae. The record is from the annotation of a GenBank genome assembly.